AUGAUAUCAAUAAAAGAAUUCAAUUCGGCCCAAAGUAUUCAUUUGAGGAGUAGCGACCCAUGUGAAUUAUUAUCGCUUCGUAAACCAACCUUGAACACGUCCUUUAAGUCAAAUCCUAUACUUCCAGCUCCGGGAGUGAGCAGGAACCCUGCCAUCGAUACUGAAGCUAGUCGCUCUCAAGAGCGACGGAAUGAAGAUGCCGCCAUAAACCGGAACUCUCGGGGGGUAGCAUCUGAGAACAGUGGACGUAUGAAGGCAUUUUUAAGUUGUAAGGAAAUAACUAACAUUGCAACCUACAACGUCAACACACUACUUGAUGAGGAUAAGAGGUGGGAAUUACAGCAUUGCAGCCAAUGGCAAUACAUAGGAAUUCUCGCUCCACAAGGUGGAGUUGGACUCCUCUUAGAAAGGAAAGCUAGAAAAUCUUUACUGAAAGUGGUACCAUCUAAGAGUGGAAGAAUACUAGUAGCUGAAUUUGAUGGAAAUCCUCUAACAACCAUCAUAGUUAUCUAUGCACCUACAAACUGUGCAGAGGAAUCUGUCAUCGAGGAAUUCUACACAGGGCUAAGAAACCAAACAAACAGAAGUGGAAACUAUCUUGCUGAAAUUCUCGUUGAAUUCGGUCUACUAGCAGCAAACACACAGUUCAAGAAGCGUCCUGGAAAACUUUGGACAUUCAAAUGUAGAGCAUUCAACACACUGAGACAACUUGACUACAUUCUUGUUCGUCAAAAAUGGAGAAAUAGCGUACAUAAUGCAGAAGCGUACAACUCCUUCAGCACAGUUAAGUCUGACCAUAGGAUAGUGUCUGCGAAGAUCAAGCUCAGUUUUAGAACCUCAAAAACAACCCAAAAAGUCAAGUACGACUGGAAACAGUUCUCCAGCAACCCUAAGCUUCAGCUAAAUUACACAUUCGCUGUGAAGAACAGAUUUCAGAUAAUGGCUGAUAAAUCACUCAGGUCAUCUGACUCCAGAGUCUCUGAAGCUCGCCAGAAGGCUCAAGAAGCCCAGAGGCAAUAUGAGUCAUCUAAAGCUGACGUGGGCAAAGAUCGCUGGUCUGAAGCAGUGAAUAACCUCUAUCAAGCAUACAAGCUGGCACAAGAAGAAGAACUAGCAGAACAGAUACAAGGAAAUCAACCUGAUGUAGACGAGCCUGAGGAGGAAAUUCCAAACGUGUUUUAUGAUAUCGACAUUAAUGAUGAACCCUUCACUUUGGCUGAAUACAGAAAAGUGAAGUUCUCCCUGAAGCUAGGCAAAGCAGCAGGUCCCGAUGAAAUUCCCCCGGAAGUCUUCAAACUGUAUGACUUGAUCGAGUUUGUUUAG
Messenger RNA from Saccostrea cuccullata (small rock oyster), 1323 nucleotides. RefSeq names its product craniofacial development protein 2-like. The record is from RefSeq and is a predicted model, not a curated record. The coding region runs from base 1 to 1323 and encodes 440 amino acids. NCBI's taxonomy places the organism in Eukaryota, Metazoa, Mollusca, Bivalvia, Ostreida, Ostreidae. The transcript has 5 exons.